Messenger RNA from Culex quinquefasciatus (southern house mosquito), 446 nucleotides. Its product is annotated as protein dpy-30 homolog. The record is from RefSeq and is a predicted model, not a curated record. The transcript has 2 exons. Gene Ontology annotation, cellular component: Set1C/COMPASS complex. NCBI's taxonomy places the organism in Eukaryota, Metazoa, Arthropoda, Insecta, Diptera, Culicidae. The coding region runs from base 105 to 338 and encodes 77 amino acids.
UGAUUUUCGUUGACGACCGUGCGGCGAAUGUCAGAAAUUAGACCUCAUUCGCACUGUAAACAAAUUGAACGCCGAACGUUGCUGCUUCAAAGAAAUUUGCCCCAAUGAUGGAGAAAGAGAACAAAUCGACAAACGACAACGGACGCAAGCCAUCGGGCCGAGACUUGCAGUCGCUACCGACGCGCCAAUAUCUGGACCAAACCGUGAACCCCAUUCUGCUGCAGGGCUUGAAGGCGCUUGCCAAGGAGCGACCCCAGGAUCCGAUCCAGUAUUUGGCCAACUACCUGCUGAAGAACAAAAGCCGCGUCGAGGACAGCAAUGGCACGGAGGAGGGCUGAUUUUGCCGGGAGGGGUUGUGGUAUAAUGUUAAAUCUCAUGAACUCAUUGGAGACGCUUAAAAUUUUAAAAUAAAAUUGUAACCUAAUCGUGUGUGGAAAAUGAGUUAA